Messenger RNA from Sapajus apella (tufted capuchin), 9452 nucleotides. RefSeq names its product leucine rich repeat kinase 2 (gene LRRK2). NCBI's taxonomy places the organism in Eukaryota, Metazoa, Chordata, Mammalia, Primates, Cebidae. The coding region runs from base 143 to 7771 and encodes 2542 amino acids. The transcript has 52 exons. The record is from RefSeq and is a predicted model, not a curated record. Gene Ontology annotation, biological process: protein phosphorylation. Gene Ontology annotation, molecular function: protein binding; protein kinase activity; ATP binding.
AUGGGGCCCGCGGGAAGCGCAGGCUGCGGGCGGUGAGGGGAGCUGCGCUCGCCCCCGGGAAGCCCUGGCCGGCGCCCCUGCAGGUUCCCGGAGUAGCGGACGUUCGUGCUGGGAGGGCUGCGGGCUGGAAGCUGGGGCCACCAUGGCUAGUGGCGGCAGUCAGGGGUGCGAGGAGGACGAGGAAACUCUGAAGAAGUUAAUAGUCAGGCUGAACAACGUCCAGGAAGGAAAACAGAUAGAAACGCUGGUCCAAAUCCUGGAGGAUCUGCUGGUGUUCACGUACUCCGAGCACGCCUCCAAGUUAUUUCAAGGCAAAAAUAUCCACGUGCCUCUGUUGAUCGUCUUGGACUCGUAUAUGGGAGUCGCGAGUGUGCAGCAGGUGGGUUGGUCACUUUUAUGCAAAUUAAUAGAAAUCUGUCCAGGUACAAUGCAAAGCUUAAUGGGACCCCAGGAUGUUGGAAAUGAUUGGGAAGUCCUUGGUGUUCACCAAUUGAUUCUUAAAAUGCUAACAGUUCACAAUGCCAGUAUAAAUCUGUCAAUGAUUGGACUGAAGACCUUAGAUCUCCUCCUAACUUCAGGUAAAAUCACCUUGCUGAUAUUGGAUGAAGAAAGUGAUAUUUUCUUGUUAAUUUUUGAUGCCAUGCACUCAUUUCCAACCAAUGAUGAAGUCCAGAAACUUGGAUGCAAAGCUUUACAUGUGCUGUUUGAGAGAGUCUCAGAGGAGCAACUGACUGAAUUUGUUGAGAACAAAGAUUAUAUGAUAUUGUUAAGUGCGUUAAAAAAUUUUAAAGAAGAAGAGGAAAUUGUGCUUCAUGUGCUGCAUUGUUUACAUUCUCUAGCGAUUCCAUGCAAUAAUGUGGAAGUCCUCAUGAGUGGCAAUGUCAGGUGUUAUAAUAUUGUGGUGGAAGCUAUGAAAGCAUUCCCUUUCAGUGAAAAAAUUCAAGAAGUGAGUUGCUGCUUGCUCCAUAGGCUUACAUUAGAAAAAAGCUUGGUGACUGUUGGUGAGUUACAAAUAAGCCAAAUGGAAGAAGGUAAUUUUUUUAAUAUUCUGGUAUUAAAUGAAGUCCAUGAGUUUGUGGUGAAAGCUGUGCAGCAGUACCCAGAGAACGCAGCAUUACAAAUCUCAGCACUCAGCUGUUUGGCCCUUCUCACUGAGACCAUUUUCUUAAAUCAAGACUUAGAGGAAAAGAAUGAGAAUCAGGAGAAUGAUGAUGAGGGGGAAGAAGAUAAAUUGUUUUGGCUGGAAGCCUGUUACAAAGCAUUAACAUGGCAUAGAAAGAACAAGGAUGUGCAGGAGGCCGCAUGCUGGGCACUAAAUAAUCUCCUUAUGUACCAAAACAGUUUACAUGAGAAGAUUGGAGAUGAAGAUGGCCACUUCCCAGCUCAUAGGGAAGUGAUGCUCUCCAUGCUGAUGCAUUCUUCAUCAAAAGAAGUUUUCCAGGCAUCUGCGAAUGCACUAUCAACUCUCUUAGAACAAAAUGUUAAUUUCAGAAAGAUCCUGUUGUCGAAAGGAAUAUACUUGAAUGUUUUGGAGUCAAUGCAGAAGCAUAUACAUUCUCCUGAAGUGGCUGAAAGUGGCUGUAAAAUGCUAAAUCAUCUUUUUGAAGGAAGCAAUGUUUCCCUGGAUACAAUGGCAGCAGUGGUCCCCAAAAUAAUAACAGUUAUGAAAAGUCAUGAGACAUCAUUACCAGUGCAGCUGGAGGCGCUUCGAGCUAUUUUACAUUUUAUAGUGCCAGGCAUGACAGAAGAAUCCAGGGAGGAUACAGACGCUCAUCAUAAGCUAAAUAUGGUGAAAAAACAAUGUUUCAAGAAUGAUAUUCACAAACUGGUCCUAGCAGCUUUGAACAGGUUCAUUGGAAAUCCUGGGAUUCAGAAAUGUGGACUUAAAGUAGUUUCUUCUAUUGCACAUUUUCCUGAUGCAUUAGAGAUGUUAUCCCUGGAAGGUGCUAUGGAUUCGGUGCUUCACACACUGCAGAUGUAUCCAGAUGACCAAGAAAUUCAAUGUCUGGGUUUAAGUCUUAUAGGAUGCUUGAUUACAAAGAAGAACUUAUGCCUAGGAACUGGACAUCUGCUAGCAAAAAUUCUGGUUUCCAGCUUACAACGAUUUAAGGAUGUUGCCGAAGUACAGACUAAAGGAUUUCAGACAAUCUUAACAAUCCUCGAAUUGUCAGCAUCUUUUUCCAAGCUGCUGCUGAAUCAUUCAUUUGACUUAGUAAUAUUCCAUCAGAUGUCUUCGAAUGUGGAACAAAAGGAUCAACAGUUUCUAAACCUCUGUUGCAAGUGUUUUGCAAAAGUAGCUAUGGAUGAUGACUUAAAAAAUGUGAUGCUAGAGAGAGCCUGUGAUCAGAAUAACAGCAUCAUGGUUGAAUGUUUGCUUCUAUUGGGAGCAGAUGCCAAUCAAGCAAAGGAGGCAACUUCUUUAAUUUGUCAGGUAUGUGAGAAAGGGAGCAGUCCCAAAUUGGUGGAGCUCUUAUUGAAUAGUGGAUCUCGUGAACAAGAUGUACGGAAAGCGCUGACGAUAAGCAUUGGGAAAGGCGACAGCCGGAUCAUCAGCUUACUCUUACGGAGGCUGGCCCUGGAUGUGGCCAACAAUAGCAUUUGCCUUGGAGGAUUUUGUAUAGGGAAAGUUGAACCUUCUUGGCUUGGUCCUUUAUUUCCAGAUAAGGCUUCUAAUGUAAGGAAACAAACAAAUAUAGCAUCUACACUAGCAAGAAUGGUGAUCAGAUAUCAGAUGAAAAGUGCUGUGGAAGAAGGAACAGCCUCAGGCAGCAAUGGAAAUUUUUCUGAAGAUGUGCUGCAUAAAUUUGAUGAAUGGACCCUUAUUCCUGACUGUUCUAUGGACAGUGUGUUUGCUCAAAGUGAUGAUCUGGAUAGCGAAGGAAGUGAAGGCUCAUUCCUUGUGAAAAAGAAAUCAAAUUCAAUUAGUGUAGGAGAAUUUUACCGAGAUCUUGCAUUGCAACGUUGUUCACCAAAUUUGCAAAGGCAUUCCAAUUCUUUGGGACCCAUUUUUGAUCAUGAAGAUUUACUGAGGCGAAAAAGAAAAAUAUUAUCUUCAGAUGAUUCACUCAGGUCAUCAAAACUUCAAUCCCAUAUGAGGCAUUCAGAAAGUAUUUCUUCUCUGGCUUCUGAGAGAGAAUAUAUUACAUCACUAGACCUUUCAGCAAAUGAACUAAGAGAUAUUGAUGCCUUAAGCCAGAAAUGCUGUAUAAGUGGUCAUUUGGAGCAUCUUGAAAAGCUGGAGCUUCACCAGAAUGCACUCACAAGCUUUCCACAACAGCUAUGUGAAAUUCUGAAGAGUUUGACACAUUUGGACUUGCACAGUAAUAAAUUUACAUCAUUUCCUUCUUACUUGUUGAAAAUGAAUUGCAUUGCUAACCUUGAUGUCUCUCGAAAUGACAUUGGACCCUCAGUGGUUUUAGAUCCUGCAGUGAAAUGUCCAACUCUGAAACAGUUUAACCUAUCAUAUAACCAGCUGUCUUCUGUUCCUGAAAAUGUUGCUGAUGUGGUAGAGAGGCUGGAGCAGCUCAUUUUAGAAGGAAAUAAAAUAUCAGGAAUAUGCUCCCCCUUGAGACUGAAGGAACUGAAGAUUUUAAACCUUAGUAAAAAUCACAUUUCAUCCCUAUCAGAGAACUUUCUUGAGGCUUGUCCUAAAGUGGAGAGUUUCAGUGCCAGAAUGAAUUUUCUUGCUGCUAUACCUUUCUUGCCUUCUUCCAUGACAAGCCUAAAAUUAUCUCAGAACAAAUUUACAUGUAUUCCAGAAGCAAUUUUAAAUCUUCCACACUUGCGGUCUUUAGAUAUGAGCAGCAAUGAUAUUCAGUAUCUACCAGGUCCUGCACACUGGAAGUCUUUGAACUUAAGGGAACUAUUGUUUAGCCAUAAUCAGAUCAGCAUCCUGGACUUGAGUGAAAAAGCAUAUUUAUGGUCUAGAGUAGAGAAACUACAUCUUUCUCACAAUAAACUGAAAGAGAUUCCUCCUGAGAUUGGCUGUCUUGAAAAUCUGACAUCUCUGGAUGUCAGUUACAACUUGGAACUAAGAUCCUUUCCCAAUGAAAUGGGGAAAUUAAGCAAAAUAUGGGACCUUCCUUUGGAUGAACUGCAUCUUAACUUUGAUUUUAAACACAUAGGAUGUAAAGCCAAAGACAUCAUAAGGUUUCUUCAACAGCGGUUAAAAAAGGCUGUACCCUAUAACCGAAUGAAACUUAUGAUUGUGGGAAAUACUGGGAGUGGUAAAACCACUUUAUUGCAGCAAUUAAUGAAAAUCAAGAAAUCAGAUCUUGGAAUGCAAAGUGCCACAGUUGGCAUAGAUGUGAAAGACUGGCCUAUUCAAAUAAGAGGCAAAAGAAAGAGAGACCUCAUUCUAAAUGUGUGGGAUUUUGCAGGUCGUGAGGAAUUCUAUAGUACUCAUCCGCAUUUUAUGACCCAGCGAGCGUUGUAUCUUGCUGUCUAUGACCUCAGCAAAGGACAGGCUGAAGUUGAUGCCAUGAAGCCUUGGCUCUUUAAUAUAAAGGCUCGUGCUUCUUCCUCUCCAGUGAUUCUCGUUGGCACACAUUCGGAUGUUUCUGAUGAGAAGCAGCGCAAAGCCUGCAUAAGUAAAAUCACCAAGGAACUCUUGAAUAAGCGAGGGUUCCCUGCCAUCCGAGAUUACCACUUUGUGAAUGCCACCGAGGAAUCUGAUGCUUUGGCAAAACUUCGGAAAACCAUCAUAAACGAGAGCCUUAAUUUCAAGAUCCGAGAUCAGCCUGUUGUUGGACAGCUGAUCCCAGAUUGCUAUGUAGAACUUGAGAAAAUCAUUUUAUCAGAGCGUAAAAAUGUGCCAAUUGAAUUUCCUGUAAUUGACCAGAAACGAUUAUUACAACUUGUGAAAGAAAAUCAGCUGCAGUUAGAUGAAAAUGAACUUCCUCAUGCAGUUCACUUUCUAAAUGAAUCAGGAGUCCUUCUUCAUUUUCAAGACCCAGCACUGCAGUUAAGUGACUUGUAUUUCGUGGAACCCAAGUGGCUUUGUAAAAUCAUGGCACAGAUUUUGACAGUGAAAGUGGAAGGUUGUCCAAAACACCCUAAGGGAAUUAUUUCACGUAGAGAUGUGGAAAAAUUUCUUUCAAAGAAAAGAAGAUUUCCAAAGAACUACAUGUCACAGUAUUUUAAGCUCCUGGAAAAAUUCCAGAUUGCUUUGCCAAUAGGAGAAGAAUAUUUGCUGGUUCCAAGCAGUUUGUCUGACCACAGGCCUGUGAUAGAGCUUCCCCAUUGUGAGAACUCUGAAAUUAUCAUCCGACUAUAUGAAAUGCCUUAUUUUCCAAUGGGAUUUUGGUCCAGAUUAAUCAACCGAUUACUUGAGAUUUCACCUUACAUGCUUUCAGGGAGAGAACGAGCACUUCGCCCAAAUAGAAUGUACUGGCGACAAGGCAUCUACUUGAAUUGGUCUCCUGAAGCUUAUUGUCUAGUAGGAUCUGAAGUCAUAGACAAUCACCCAGAGAGUUUCCUGAAAAUUACAGUUCCUUCUUGUAGAAAAGGCUGUAUUCUUUUGGGCCAAGUUGUGGACCACAUUGAUUCUCUCAUGGAAGAAUGGUUUCCUGGGUUGUUGGAGAUUGAUAUUUGUGGUGAAGGAGAAACCCUAUUGAAGAAAUGGGCAUUAUAUAGUUUUAAUGAUGGUGAAGAACAUAAAAAAAUCUUACUUGAUGACUUGAUGAAGAAAGCAGAGGAAGGAGAUCUCUUAGUAAAUCCAGAUCAACCAAGGCUCACCAUUCCAAUAUCUCAGAUUGCCCCUGACUUGAUUUUGGCUGACCUGCCUAGAAAUAUUAUGUUGAAUAAUGAUGAGUUGGAAUUUGAACAAGCUCCAGAGUUUCUCCUAGGUGAUGGCAGUUUUGGAUCAGUUUAUCGAGCAGCCUAUGAAGGAGAAGAAGUGGCUGUGAAGAUUUUUAAUAAGCAUACAUCACUUAGGCUGUUAAGACAAGAGCUGGUGGUGCUUUGCCACCUCCACCACCCCAGUUUGAUAUCUUUGCUGGCAGCGGGGAUUCGUCCCAGGAUGUUGGUGAUGGAGUUAGCUUCCAAGGGUUCCUUGGAUCGCCUGCUUCAGCAAGACAAAGCCAGCCUCACCAGAACCCUACAGCACAGGAUUGCACUCCAUGUGGCUGAUGGUUUGAGAUACCUCCACUCGGCCAUGAUCAUAUACCGAGACUUGAAGCCCCACAAUGUGCUGCUUUUCACCCUGUAUCCCAAUGCUGCCAUCAUUGCAAAGAUUGCUGACUACGGCAUUGCUCAGUACUGCUGUAGAAUGGGGAUAAAAACGUCAGAGGGCACACCAGGGUUUCGUGCACCUGAAGUUGCCAGAGGAAAUGUCAUUUAUAACCAACAGGCUGAUGUUUAUUCAUUUGGUUUACUACUCUAUGACAUUUUGACAACUGGAGGAAGAAUAGUGGAGGGUUUGAAGUUUCCAAAUGAGUUUGAUGAAUUAGCAAUACAAGGAAAAUUACCUGAUCCAGUUAAAGAAUAUGGUUGUGUCCCAUGGCCUAUGGUUGAGAAAUUAAUUAAAAAGUGUUUGAAAGAAAAUCCUCAAGAAAGGCCUACUUCUGCACAGGUCUUUGACAUUUUGAAUUCAGCUGAGUUAACCUGUCUGAUGAGACACAUUUUAUUACCUAAAAACGUUAUUGUUGAAUGCAUGGUUGCUACACAUCACAACAGCAGGAAUGCAAGCAUUUGGCUGGGCUGUGGGCACACCAACAGAGGACAGCUCUCAUUUCUAGAUUUAAAUACUGAAGAAUACACUUCUGAGGAAGUUGCUGAUAGCAGAAUAUUAUGCUUAGCCUUGGUACAUCUUCCUGCUGAAAAGGAAAGCUGGAUUGUGUCUGGGACACAGUCCGGUACUCUCCUGGUCAUCAAUACUGAAGAUGAGAAAAAGAGACAUACCCUAGAAAAGAUGACUGAUUCCAUCACUUGUUUGUAUUGCAAUUCCUUUCCAAAGCAAAGCAAACAAAAAAUUUUUCUUUUGGUUGGAACUGCUGAUGGAAAUAUAGCAAUUUUUGAAGAUAAGACAAUUAAGCUUAAAGGAGCUGCUCCUUUGAAGAUACUAAAUAUAGGAAAUGUCAGCACUCCAUUAAUGUGUUUGAGUGAAUCCACAAAUUCAAUGGAAAGAAACAUAAUGUGGGGAGGAUGUGGCACAAAGAUUUUCUCCUUUUCUAAUGAUUUCACCAUUCAGAAAUUCAUUGAGACAAGGACAAAUCAACUAUUUUCUUAUGCAGCUUUCAGUGAUUCCAACAUCAUAGCAGUGGUGGUAGACACCGCUCUCUAUGUUGCUAAGAAAAAUAGCCCUGUUGUGGAAGUGUGGGAUAAGAAAACUGAAAAACUCUGCGAACUAAUAGACUGUGUGCACUUUUUAAGGGAGUUGGUAAAAGUAAACAAGGAAGCAAAACACAAAAUGUCUUAUUCUGGGCGGGUGAAAACUCUCUGCCUUCAGAAGAACACUGCUCUCUGGAUAGGAACUGGAGGAGGCCAUAUUUUACUCCUGGAUCUUUCCACUCGUCGAGUUAUACGUAUAAUUUACAACUUUUGUGAUUCAGUCCGAGUCAUGAUGACAGCACAGCUAGGAAGCCUUAAAAAUGUCAUGCUGGUUUUGGGCUACAACUGGAAAAGUACUGAAGGUACACAGCACCAGAAAGAGACACAAUCUUGCUUGACUGUUUGGGACAUCAAUCUUCCACAUGAAGUGCAAAAUUUAGAAAAACACAUUGAAGUGAGAAAAGAAUUAGCUGAAAAAAUGAGAGGAACAUCUGCUGAAUAAGAGAGAAAUUGGAAUUGCCUUUGGAUAGAAAAUUAUUCUCUUCUCUUGUAAAUAUUUAUUUAAAAAAUAUUCACCUAAAAGGGUACUUACAUUUUUUGAAAUAGUUCAUAUGUAUAUGAAGGGAUGUUAUAUUUUUAAUUUUUAAUUUAAAUAUGUGUAAAAAUACUUACCCAGUAAACGUAUAUUUUAAAGAACUAUUUAAAACACAGUAUUAUAUUUCUUAUAAAUUAGUUACUUUUGUGCAUUAAUUAAUGAAAAUAAAUCUAUGAAGUACCUAAUUUCAGUACUCAUACUAAAAUUUAUAAGGCCGAUAAUAUUUUGUUUUGUUUUCUGUAAUGAAGGUAAACUUUAUUUUAAAUUCUGUGCUUAAGACAGGACUACUGCUUGUUGAUUUUUCUAGAAAUUCUGCAAGAUAGAAUGAAAAUAUUAAGACAAUUUCCCAUGUAAUAUAUUCCUUCUUAGAUUGCUUUGAAAUGCACUAUCACAUAUGCUUGUAAAUAUUUAGAUGAAUUUGCACUAAUAAAGCCCUUUGUUGGUCUAUGAAUUCUCUUUGUUGCAAACAGUGCAUCUUACACAACUUCACUCAAUCCAAAAGAAAACUCCAUUAAAAGUACUGAUGAAAAAGCAUGACAUACUGUCAAGAGUAAACUCUCUGUGUCUUUCCUGGAUAUGAUAGAGUUGUUUUUCAACUCUGUCUUUGAAUAUGGAUAUCCUGAAUUUUGUAUAAUUUGUGUAAAUACAGUAUUCAGUUCUUCAAGUGAUAUUUUUAUUUUUUAUACAUAUCACUAGCUAAUUGUUUCCUAAUCUGCUUAAUUCUAAUGCUUAUAUUAAUCUUUUCCCUAAAUUUAUGAUGCUGCAGAUCCUACAUCAUUCAGAUAGAAACCUUCUUUUUUUCAGAAUUAUGGAAUUCUACAGCUCCUACCAAGACCACAAGGGCAAAUAUCUAACACUCUUCAGUCUGCUGAAAAUGAAAGGAGCUUUAGUUAUGACGGGUAAAAAUAUCUGCCACCCUAGGCUUCCAAGUUAUACUUAAAUUGUUUACAUAGCUUACCCAGUAGGAGUAUCAGGGCCAAAUACCUAUGUAUAAUUUGAGGUCAUUUCUGCUUUAGGAAAAGUACUUUUGGUAACUUCUUUGGCACUGACCAGUAUUCAUUAUUUCAGACAAUUCCCUGUAAUGGGACAACUAGUCUGUUUAAUAUUUUCAGAACUUAACGGCAUUUUACUAUAUGAAAACUUUAAAUUGAUUUAUAUUAAGGAUAAUCACAUUCUUAACCAUGAAAGAUUUUCUGUGUUUUAAAGGAAUCUAUGCUUUAAGUUGUUAUGUAAUUAACAAAAUAAUUCAUACAUAAUAGAGCUCUUUGCUUCCAGUGUUAUCUCUUUCAUUGUUACUUUGUACGUAUUUGCAUUUUUUUUACCAAAGACAAAUACAAAAACAAAAAAAGUGAACACUGUAUUUAAAUGGAAUAAUAAACUUUUUAAAAGCAUGUUUAUGAAUGUUUAAACUUUGUGAUAGUGUUUACUUUUCACAUAUAGUUCUGUUAUCUAGCUCAUAGGAAACUUUGUUUUAAUUUGUAUUUGUAAUAUGUAAUUUUUGUGUAAUUUGUUUAUGUAAUAUGUAAAGGCCAAUAGAAUUGUGAUUUACUAUAAUGAGGGUCCAGUGGAUAAAAUAAUUGCAAGCUGA